UCCAUACCAUACCUCAACCUCAUACAAAAUUGCUUUUUUACCUUCUAUACUUUUCGAGCUAGCUACUUUUACGUACUCAGAUCUUGUCUACUGUAUAGAGUACUAUAGUGUUUAGUAUUCAAGCUUUGCCUUAUUCAAUCCAUCCGGUGUGAGCUAGUGCAAUAUGGGUGCCAAGUUAGCCACCUUCAGAGACGAUGACAUGUCUGGAAUGUUGGCUUGUACCUGUCUCAACAGAACAGAGAUUUACCACACUUUCAAACACUUCUCAGCGCUGUACGAACUCUACACACCCAGUGAAGGGGAACAGAGGAGCUCAAUCAUCGACAAUGGCUACAUCAAUCCUGAAGUCACUCUGCCCGUACAACACAUCCUUGACAAUCUACCUCAAAUGAAGACGAACCCCCUGAGUGCGAGGAUUUUGAAGGUGUUUACGUUUGGUUCAGAGAAAGAAGGUUUCAUGAACUUUCUAGAGUUCCUUGAGAUGAUAUCGGUAUUCAACCCAAAGACUUCCAUUCAAGUGAGAACCGUGUACGCCUUCCGAGUGUAUGAUCUGGACGGUGAUGGCAUUAUCAGUCGCAGUGACUUGGAUACAUUACUGGACCUCCUCACCUCUACCAGCAACGUGGAGGAGGAGGACGGACCAGAAGAUGAGAUGUGGACACAAACUAAGCAAGUCACAAUCGAUGGUGUGUUCAAAGAGGUCAAUAAAGAGGUCAAAGCUGAUGGUCUUAGUAGCGAGGAUUUUAGUUUCGCUCUGAGCAGAUCCCCGGACUUUAUCAGCACUUUCAGUUUCAGACUGUGAGAUAACAACUCAACAAUCAAACAAUCAAUUUGUACUGUUUUUACUUCAUUCGAACUGUCGACUCAUUUUUAUACCUGAACUUUUAUUGUGAUCUUUAUAAUAAAUGACAUUCAUUGCUGUGUAAUUUGA
Molecule: messenger RNA, 931 nt
Organism: Halichondria panicea
Lineage: Eukaryota; Metazoa; Porifera; Demospongiae; Suberitida; Halichondriidae
Product: calcium and integrin-binding protein 1-like
Exons: 8
Coding region: 164-802 (212 amino acids)
Molecular function (GO): calcium ion binding; magnesium ion binding
Source: RefSeq, a predicted model, not a curated record